AUGCUCCGCCGGUCGGGGUCUCUCCUUCUCGCCUCCCUCCCCGCUCUUCUCCUCGCCGCCCUCCUUCUCCUCUCCUUCCGAUCCGCCCUCCUAGCCCGGCACCCUCCGCCUCGCCCGCCGUCGCUGACCGCGGACCCUGCCGUCCACUCCCUCCUCUCCCGCCUCUCCCCCGCUGCCGCCGCCGCCACUGCCGCCGCCGGCCCCCGCUUCGUCCUCCCCCCCCCGCCGCCGCAGCCCCUUCCUCCAACUCACCCGACUCGACGCAUCGCUCCCGUCCCCGUCCGCCUCUUUCUCGUCGACGGGGCCCUGGGGUCUCCAAGAUCCCCAAAAUCCGUCAAGAUCAGGGUCCCGGAAAUCCCUUCCUCCCCCUUCCUCUUCUCGUUCCCUGAUGUUGAAGGCGGUGCUGAUGAUGCCACCGGCGAUCAAGACCAGGCUGUCGAUCUCCGGAUCUUCGGCCAGGGACUCGAAUUGGACCGCCAAGAUGCAACGGUGAUCCUCUAUCUCCUCACCCUACUCUCGUCUACCCACGCCCUCGCCAUCCUAGGGUUCAUUCUCUUCUACACCUCUGUCCUCGGCGUCGUCUUCGUUGCCGUCACCACUUCCCUCCUCCAGAAGCGGGUCCCCAUCUCCGGGACUAUCUAUUACGGCGCUCGAUUGGGAAUCCGGCGGCUCACGGGGUUCGUGUUCUUGCGGUGGGCUGCGAGGGAUGCCCUGGUCCAGUUCCUUUGCAUAUGGUUCUUCGCCGACGUCGGGGACCAGAACGAGCUCUUCAAGCUUUUUGUAAAGGUCAAGCUCAUGCCUUUCUCCCUCUCGCCGUUGAACCCGUGGUCCGGACCCCGCGACGAGGCGCUCUCCGGUUUCUUCUUCAUCUGGGCCCUGCUCGACACGGUGGUCUCUGUCGUGUUUGCAGUUGUUCCAUGGGUCGUGAUCAUGGACCAUAAUUUGAGAAGACGGGGGCGGGAUGUGUUGAGAGAAGGGUGCUAUUUGAUAUCGAUGAUGCCGGCCCAGACUAUAUUGAUCAAGUGCUUGGAGACGAUGGUCUGUGGGAAUCUUGGCACGAGAAUUGCAAUGAUGUUUGGGGGGAGGCUCUUUGCAGGGAUAUUUCAUUCGGUGGCAGAGGUUUACUUUAUGGUGGUCUGGCUGAUCUUCUAUGUUGCAGCACGGUGUAAGGAUGGGGAAUUGGAAGGUAGGAGGUUUGGAAGGCAAGAUUUGGAGGAAUGUAUCGAUGACCUGAGAUGACUGCAGUGGUGGAGCUGGUGGCAAAUACUAGAGGUACCAUCAAUGUCUCUUCUGUUAUUUUUGUUGCAACUAAAAUGCCAUUUUUGCGAGUUAUUUCCUAUAUGCUUCUGUAAUAGAGUCAAUGGUGAUGAGGUGGGGAACGUGAGCUUGCAUGUACAGUUUUGGAAGGAAUGGAUUGUCUGUACAUUAUUGUUGUCUGAGAAUGUGGAUGUGUACAUUACUUGUAGGUUAAUGGUACUUCAGAGUUGCCUCUGCAUCAGUAUAUUGAAUCCAUGAAAUCCAUAAAUUUUUAACUAAUCUUCAUA
This is a messenger RNA of Phoenix dactylifera (date palm), 1544 nucleotides long. NCBI's taxonomy places the organism in Eukaryota, Viridiplantae, Streptophyta, Magnoliopsida, Arecales, Arecaceae. The record is from RefSeq and is a predicted model, not a curated record.